AUGCUCCGGCAGCUUUACCAGCUUCACAGUUCACUGCAUGAGUGGGCAUCAACCUAUCUGACAACCCCAGUCCUCACAGAAGCCAAGUUCCCCUCCCCUCCCCAUGGCGCCUGGCUGCUGUGGUUCCUGCUGGCAUCACUAAGUGCACCCUGUGCGGCUAGAUCUACUUCUACUGUGUUCAAGGUAGGGGUAGUUGGACCGUGGAAAUGUGACCCUCUGUUUGCUAAGGCACUGCCCCAGACGGCAGCGCAGCUAGCUGUGGAGAGGAUCAACAAUGACCCCUCACUGUCCCUGGGCACCACCUUUGAGUAUGUCAUCAUUGACGAGGACUGCCAGACAUCCAUGGCACUCAAGGGUUUCUUAGGUCACUACGCACGGGCUAAUGCCUUCCUGGGCCCUGUCAACCCUGGCUACUGUGAUGCAGCGUCUUUACUGGCCAACAACUGGAACAAGGCCCUGUUCUCUUGGACCUGUGUGAACUAUGAGCUGGACGACCGAAGUAGGCAUCUUACUUUCGCCCGCACGGUGCCCUCGCCCACCUGGGUGCUGCUCAGCCUGGUGAGACACUUCCGCUGGGCACACAUAGGGAUCAUCUCCUCGGCUGAGGAUGUGUGGGUGGACACAGGCAGCAAGGUCGCUGACGCUCUGCGGAGCUACGGCCUCCCUGUCACCACCGUGGUCUCCACAGACAAGGACCCUGCCAGCAUACGACUGGCUCUGACUAGGGUCAAGAGGGCAGAAAACAUCCGCAUGGUGAUCCUCUGCAUGCACUCUGUGCUGAUUGGAGGACACAUCCAGAGGUUGCUGUUGGAGACUGCUCUGGACAUGCACCUGACGGACGGUUCUCUGGUGUUCAUCCCCUACGACACACUGCUCUACAGCCUGCCCUACAGGGAUGUCCGCUACCCAGCCCUCAUCAACAACGGCAAGCUGCGGCGAGCAUACGACGCUGUCCUGACCGUCACCAUGGACUCAGAGGAGAACUCAUUCUACAAGGCCUACCAGAAGACUGUGAAUGUUGGGGGGGUUCCCAGACACAUCAAGCUCCACCAGAUUUCUCCUCUGUUUGGUACCAUCUACAGCUCGAUCCUCUUCAUGGCUAACGCUCUGCAGAAUGUUCGUGAUGCUGGGGAGUGGAGGUCUGGAGCCAACCUGGUGCGCCACUCCAGGAACAUGGCUUUCUAUGGUUUCAGCCAGCGUGUCCGCACCAAUGGCUCCGGGGCCAGCUUGUUGAAGUACGUGGUGCUGGACACAGAUGGGCAGUCCUGGCCUCUGCUGCCCACCCACUGUGUGGACCUGGAGGCUGGGAUGGUGAUGUCUCUGGGCCGCAGCAUCCACUUCCCAGGGGGGGUCCAGCCCAGCCCAGACUCUAGUUGCUGGUUCAUUCCAGGCACCUUAUGCACAGGAGGAGUGGAUCCAUUCCAUCUUAUCAUAGUCUUCCUGUGUAUCCUUUUGACCAUUCUCUUCUCAAGUGGACUCUACUACUGUAUAAGGAGGCAUAUCAACCAGAUUAGUUUAGUCAGGGGUCCUGACAAGAUCAUGCUAACCCUGGCAGAUGUGAUCUUCAUCAACCCCUCACUCAGUAAUAAGAAGCUAAGUUUAGAUGAGAGCAAAGUGGGUGAUAUGAGUAGGAAACCCUCAGAUACGGAUCGUCAGAGCCUCUCUACUCCCUUCUCUGACUCCACCGUCACCCCGGCAACCUAUGCAAACUCCAACAUAGCCAUCUUUGAGGGAGACUGGGCUUGGAUGAAAAGACUCCCGUCUGGAAACUUUAAAGACAUAACUCCCCAGACCAGUGACGUCUUUGAGUUGAUGAAGGACAUACGACACGAGAACGUCAACCUCUUCCUGGGGUUUUUCCUUGACUGUGGUGUUUUCGGCAUCAUGACAGAGUAUUGCUCACGUAGCAGCUUGCAGGACUUGCUAAGCAAUACUGACGUUAAGCUGGACUGGAUGUUUAAGACCUCCCUGUUAUUGGACCUUAUCAAGGGCAUGAAGUACCUCCACCACCGAGGUGUUUGUCAUGGACGACUCAAGUCUCGGAACUGCGUAGUGGAUGGCCGCUUUGUGCUCAAGCUCACAGACUACGGCUACAACAAGAUUUUGAUGGCACAAAGGUUCCCAUACGAAGAUCCCUCCGCAGAAGAGCUGCUGUGGACGGCCCCUGAGAUCCUACGGGGCCCUCACCCAGGGCUGUGCGGCACCCAGCUAGGGGACGUCUACAGCUUCGCCAUCAUCAUGCAGGAGGUGGUGCUGCGGAGACCUCCCUUCUGUAUGCUGGACCUGUCUGCUGAAGAUGUCAUCCAGAAGGUGAGGAAUUCUCCACCACUGUGCCGCCCUGUGGUGUCACCAGACCACGCCCCCCUGGAGUGUAUCCAGCUGAUGAAACAGUGCUGGAACGAACAGGCAGAUAGGCGGCCGCACUUCAAUGACAUCUUUGACCAGUUUAAGAACAUCAACAAAGGGAGGAAGACCAACAUCAUAGACUCCAUGCUGCGGAUGCUGGAGCAGUACUCCUCUAACCUGGAGGAGCUGAUCAGAGAGAGGACUGAGGAGCUGGAGAUAGAGAAACUGAAGACUGAGAAACUACUCACUCAGAUGCUGCCUCCAUCUGUUGCAGACGUCCUGAAGGUUGGCGGUACUGUGGAACCGGAGCAUUUUGAAAAUGUAACACUUUACUUCAGCGACAUAGUAGGUUUUACCACAAUCUCUGCCAACAGCGAGCCUAUCGAAGUGGUGGACCUCCUCAAUGACCUAUAUACUCUAUUUGACGCCAUCAUUGGCAAUCAUGAUGUAUACAAGGUGGAGACAAUAGGAGAUGCAUACAUGGUGGCGUCCGGCCUACCUGUUCCCAAUGGAAACCGUCAUGCUGCAGAGAUAUCCAGCAUGGCCCUGGACAUCCUGAGUGCUGUCGGCACCUUCAAGAUGAGACACAUGCCGGAUGUACCCGUUCGCAUACGCAUUGGACUGCACUCAGGCCCGUGUGUUGCUGGGGUGGUAGGCCUCACCAUGCCCAGGUACUGUCUGUUUGGUGACACAGUCAACACUGCCUCCAGGAUGGAAUCCACAGGAAUGCCAUACCGAAUCCAUUUGAGCCAUAGCACAGCAAAGAUCCUAGUGGAUCUGAGAGAAGGCUACCAGGUUCAACUUCGUGGAAAGACAGAGCUCAAGGGGAAAGGAAUGGAGGAGACCUACUGGCUGUUUGGAAGGGACAGUUUCACCAAACCCCUGCCUGUGCCACCUGAGCUUAAGUCAGGGCAAAUGGCUCAUGGCUUGCAGAUGGAGGAGAUCAACCGACACAAGCGGAAGAAAGCGGAACAACAACUUGCCAAGAAGAAAAAAUGA
Molecule: messenger RNA, 3345 nt
Organism: Salvelinus namaycush (lake trout)
Lineage: Eukaryota; Metazoa; Chordata; Actinopteri; Salmoniformes; Salmonidae
Product: retinal guanylyl cyclase 2-like
Exons: 18
Coding region: 1-3345 (1114 amino acids)
Biological process (GO): intracellular signal transduction; receptor guanylyl cyclase signaling pathway; protein phosphorylation
Molecular function (GO): ATP binding; guanylate cyclase activity; protein kinase activity
Source: RefSeq, a predicted model, not a curated record